AUGGCCAGUGGUGUGUCUAUGGCACCUGCUGGAGUUCCUGCACUGGCCCUGGCACCAGCACCCAUGCUGGCCGCUAGACCUUCUGUAGCCCCAUCUCCAGGACCGGGUACACCCGGUUCCAUCACCUCGAAAGAAUGGGUUAUCCCACCACGCCCCAAGCCUGGUCGCAAGCCAGCUACGGAUACACCGCCAACCAAACGCAAAGCGCAGAACCGGGCAGCUCAACGAGCGUUCCGUGAGCGUCGCGCCGCCCGAGUUAGCGAACUGGAAGAGCAAAUGAAGGAAAUGGAAGAUAGCCAUGAGGUUCAGCUCUCCUCGCUCCAACAACAGAUUGGCAACCUCUCCGGUGAGGUUGACCAGUGCCGCGAGGAGAUGGGUUGGUGGCGCGACCGAUGCCACGCUUUGGAGAAGGAAGUAUCGAUUGAGCGCAGCGCAAAGGAAGCCAUUGUCAAGGAAUUCCGGUCAUCUCUUGCUGGCCCUAAUGUCAGCAAGGUCACACCCAUUCCUGACUCUGUGCCCUUGCCGCCUCGCAAGACCAGAAGCUCCCGAAUGGAGGGUAUUCAACCUACUAGUACCGAACGUAACAAGGAGGAUGGACAGAUGAAUGUACCCCUUGGCUGCAACAACUGCUCCAACUCCCACUGCCAGUGCAUUGAAGAUGCAUUCGGCAUGCAAAUUGAUACCCAUGAGUCAUCUCGUGCUAGACACGCACCCCAUGGCGUGGGCAGUCCGGACCGCGAUCAUAGGGAUCCCCACAUCAAGCCCGAUCCGGAAGAGAUGGAAAUCGACUUCACCGCUCAAUUCUCCAGCGCUCCAACCCAGUCCCACGACCACGAAAUUUCCUCGCCCCCCGUUGAUCCCUGCGGGUUUUGCCAGGAUGGCACUCCCUGUAUCUGCGCUGAGAUGGCCGCACAGGAGCAGCAGCGUGUACGCAAUGCCAACGCAUUCGAGACCAACCGUCUCGCACCAAUCCAAUCCAUCUCCCAGUUCACACCACCCCCUUCUGAGGGAGACGUCCGCUCAGAAGUGACUCUCCCACCCAUCAGCCAAGCGACCAACCCCUGUGCCAAUGGGCCAGGCACUUGCGCCCAGUGUGUUGCCGACCCUCGAAGCACUCUUUUUUGCAAGACGUUGGCAGCCUCCCGGUCAGCGAGCGGAACUCCAUCGGGAGGAGGCUGCUGCGGAGGUGCAGGAAAGGAUGGCGGAUGCUGUAUGUCAAGAGAUGCCCCCGCCACCUCGUCCAACUCGCGUAGCAACGCCACCAUGCCUUCGCAACCUCCCGCACCCAAGCCCGCUCCGCCCUCCGAGCUAACGCUCAGCUGUGCCGAUGCCUUCACCACCCUAUCCCGCCACCCGAAUUUCUCCCGUGCCAGUGACGAGAUCUCAACCUGGCUGCCAAAGCUCCACACCCUCCCCAACCCCCGCGACCUCGCUAUCCCAGAGACCCGUGCUGCCAUGGAAGUCGAGGCUGCAAGUGUCAUGGGUGUGCUGCGAUACUUCGACCGCCGUUUCGCUGAAAAAUAA
Messenger RNA from Penicillium vulpinum, 1524 nucleotides. It is a transcript of the gene hapX, whose product is annotated as bZIP transcription factor HapX. The record is from RefSeq and is a predicted model, not a curated record. The transcript has a single exon. NCBI's taxonomy places the organism in Eukaryota, Fungi, Ascomycota, Eurotiomycetes, Eurotiales, Aspergillaceae. Gene Ontology annotation, cellular component: nucleus; RNA polymerase II transcription regulator complex. The coding region runs from base 1 to 1524 and encodes 507 amino acids. Gene Ontology annotation, molecular function: DNA-binding transcription activator activity, RNA polymerase II-specific; transcription cis-regulatory region binding.